AAGAUAUCAUCCAGAAGAGGUGUUCCCACUAUAAUUCAAAUAUCUUGUCAAAUUUUCCGGCAUAUUUGCGAAUAUUUACAGACGCUAUUUUGUAUAAAAACGGCACCACCAUGCUCUAGAGCAGAAAACCUGGAAAAACCUCAUCAUUUCGAAACUUUAAGUUUCUUUUUCAUUUCAAUGGCUUCGUUUUUUACUCUAACAGUCCUCUCCAUACUUCUCUUCUUUUCAAUCUCCUCCGUCAGUGCUCGUCACCACCAGCGGAAUUCGCCGGAGUCAUCUACGACGCCGUCAAUUGCGGCUGAGAUCCAAGGAGCUUGCAAGGCCUCGCGGGACCCACCGACUUGCGAGUCCGUGUUAACGGUCUCCGGCAACUUGCCGUCUGAGCUGGCAACACCGUUAAUCAUUCAAUCCGCCGUUAAAGUCGUUUCACAAAACAACGCCGAGGCGAUAGACAUGGUGAAUGCAAUCAUGGACGCGUCCGCAGGGAAUCAGAACCUUACGGACUUGGUGAGGAUCGGUAUUGAGGUUCUAGGAUACGCAGAUAAUAGGAUCGAGCUAACGGCUCAGGUGUUGACACGUGGCAAGAUAAAGGACGCACGUGCAUGGAUGAGCGCCGUGAUGAUUUACCAGUACGACUGCUGGUCCGUUGCAAAACGCGUUAACGAAACCAUCCAGGUGGACAAAACCAUCUCGUUUUUGAACUCGUUGAUCGGGUACAGCAGCAACGCAUUGGGUAUGCUGGUGAACUACGACAUUUACGGGGACGAUACCGGGUCAUGGGCCCCGCCCAAAACAGAACGAGACGGGUUUUGGGAAGGUUUGGAUUUAGACGGGUCGGGUCAUGAUGUAAAGGGUGGGGUGCCUUCUGGGUUGAAACCGGAUGUUACAGUGUGUAAGGAAGGAGGCUGUGACUAUAAGACAGUGCAGGAAGCGGUGAAUGUUGCACCGGAUAAUGGGCUGACCCGGAAGUUUGUGAUAUGGAUCAAAGCCGGGUUGUAUGAUGAGAUUGUUCGGGUCCCGUUUGAGAAGAAGAAUGUGGUAUUUUUGGGUGAUGGAAUGGGCAAAACUGUCAUUACAGGUUCCUUGAAUGUUGGUAUUAAUGGCAUCAACACUUAUGAGACUGCAACUGUCGGAGUUGCUGGUGAUGGAUUCAUGGCCAGCGGUAUCACCUUCCAAAAUACAGCAGGUCCAAACGCCAACCAAGCAGUGGCAUUUCGAUCCGACAGUGAUCUUUCAAUUAUAGAGAACUGUGAAUUCAUCGGCAAUCAGGACACCAUAUACGCCCAUACAUUGCGCCAAUACUACAAGUGCUGCCGCAUCCAAGGCAAUGUAGACUUCAUUUUUGGGAACUCAGCUGCUUUCUUCCAAGAAUGUGACAUCCUAAUCGCACCUCGGCAAUUCCAUCCCGAAGAGGGAGAGACGAAUCCUGUGACGGCUCAUGGCAGGAUAGACCCUGCACAGUCAACUGGAUUUGUCUUCCAAAAUUGUCUGAUCAAUGGAACAGACAAAUACAUGGCCUUGUACUACAAGAAUCCCGAGGUGCACAAAAAUUAUCUGGGAAGGCCAUGGAAGGAGUAUUCGCGGACCGUCUUUAUACAAUGUACUUUGGAGGUUCUUGUUUCAGCUGAUGGGUGGUUGCCUUGGAACGGUGAUUUCGCGUUUAGUACACUUUACUAUGGAGAAUAUAGAAAUACUGGUGCUGGAGCUAAUACAGCAGGACGAGUGCCAUGGAGUAGCCAAAUCCCAGCUGAGCAUGUCAACUCAUACUCUGUACAAAAUUUCAUUCAAGGGGACAAGUGGAUUCUACGUCUUCUUGAUUAACUUGUAAUGCUAAAAGUACAUAGUAAGUCGAGCUCAAUUCAUCGAAUGUGAUUACACAACAUCAACUUCUGUACAACUGCGGUAAAGUAAAAAAUCAAAUGUAAGAUAUAUCUUGCCAAGAGUUUUAAAUUAACUCUGUCAUGACAUAUAGUUCCUGGAGCUCUUGUUUUUGGUAAAAGGAGUUAGGUGUUUGUUACCACAUUGUCUGGUCUUUUACUUGUACUACUAGAGAUGUGACCCUAUUGUCAUUGACUUA
This is a messenger RNA of Nicotiana tabacum (common tobacco), 2077 nucleotides long. RefSeq names its product putative pectinesterase/pectinesterase inhibitor 51. The record is from RefSeq and is a predicted model, not a curated record. Gene Ontology annotation, molecular function: pectinesterase activity; enzyme inhibitor activity. Gene Ontology annotation, biological process: cell wall modification. Lineage: Eukaryota; Viridiplantae; Streptophyta; Magnoliopsida; Solanales; Solanaceae.